This is a messenger RNA of Myotis davidii, 1414 nucleotides long. RefSeq names its product E2F transcription factor 5 (gene E2F5). Gene Ontology annotation, cellular component: RNA polymerase II transcription regulator complex. Gene Ontology annotation, molecular function: DNA-binding transcription factor activity, RNA polymerase II-specific; protein dimerization activity; RNA polymerase II cis-regulatory region sequence-specific DNA binding. The record is from RefSeq and is a predicted model, not a curated record. The coding region runs from base 1 to 834 and encodes 277 amino acids. NCBI's taxonomy places the organism in Eukaryota, Metazoa, Chordata, Mammalia, Chiroptera, Vespertilionidae. Gene Ontology annotation, biological process: regulation of transcription by RNA polymerase II. The transcript is spliced from 8 exons.
AUGGUGUGUGUCCUUCAGAAUUUACCCCAAGCUGCAGAUACUCUGGCUGUGAGGCAGAAAAGAAGAAUUUAUGAUAUCACCAACGUCUUGGAAGGGAUCGACUUGAUUGAGAAAAAGUCCAAAAACAGCAUCCAGUGGAAAGGGGUGGGCGCUGGCUGCAACACUAAGGAAGUCCUGGAGAGACUGCGAGACCUCAGAGCCGAGGUUGAGGACCUGGACCUGAAGGAAAGGGAACUGGAUCAGCAGAAGUCGUGGCUGCAGCAGAGCAUCAGAAAUGUGAUGGAUGACGCCAUCAACAGCAGGUUUUCCUACGUGACUCACGAGGACAUCUGCAACUGCUUCCACGGUGACACACUGCUUGCCAUCCAGGCACCUGUGGGCACGCAGCUGGAGGUCCCGCUCCCAGAGAUGGGUCAGAAUGGACAGAAGAAGUACCAGAUCAACCUCAAGAGUCACUCGGGCCCCAUCCACGUGCUGCUGAUAAAUAAAGAGUCCAGUUCGUCUCAACCUGUGGUUUUCCCUGUCCCCCCACCGGACGACCUCACGCAGCCCCCCUCUCAGCCUUCGACUCCCCGGACCCCGCACAAGCCCAGCCCCGCCCCGCCGAGCCCUCCGCGGCCGCCCGCCUCUGAGAGGAGCCCCGGCCUCCAGCACAUCCCGGCCACAGACUCGGCUUCAGGAUCUGUCACUGGAGAUCUCAUUGAUGAGCUGAUGUCUUCUGAUGUGUUUCCUCUCCUGCGGCUCUCCCCCACCCCCGCGGACGACUACAACUUUAACUUAGAUGACAGUGAAGGAGUGUGUGACCUGUUUGAUGUCCAGAUACUAAAUUAUUAGACUCCUUGAACAACUGGGACAGUAUCUACCUCUAACUGAAACCUUGUAGACUUGCUAAUAACCUGAGUAUUUAUAAUGAACGUAACACCUGUUUAGGUCGCUGAUUCUGAUGUCUUCUUCCCUAAUACUUGCUCUCUGACUUCACAAAACGUCAACUGUGAAAACAAAGGGCUCCGAAGCCCCUACAGUGACUGCAUUCUGGAACUUCAACUUACCUUCCAAUUCUAACUCCUGUUUUUACUAUUGUGAAAGGAAAGUUAAAAGGUUAAGGUCAUCAAAAACCAAAAUGGCCUCAUCACUUAUUUGUGUUCCGCUUUUACUGCCACGAAACUGUAUUUCUGCGCUCCGAUCCUGACAGUCACUGCCACGUAUGAAGCGAAGGUGCCCGAGAGGCUACGGUCACUUCCCGUGAAGAGUUUGUGAAGUGCCUUUGUUCUAGCACUUUAAGUUCACCACGUUUGCUGACUCCUGACAUUCCACUUUCCUGGAUUAUAGGAGAGGGUUGAUUAUGUAGUGGUUUUUAAAAUGUGCCAAUGCCUGUACAUUAACAAGAUUUUUAAAAAUAAAGUUGUAUAAAGCA